Poecilia reticulata (guppy) is the source of this 4831-nucleotide messenger RNA. It is a transcript of the gene pkp3b, whose product is annotated as plakophilin 3b. Gene Ontology annotation, biological process: cell-cell adhesion. Gene Ontology annotation, molecular function: protein binding. NCBI's taxonomy places the organism in Eukaryota, Metazoa, Chordata, Actinopteri, Cyprinodontiformes, Poeciliidae. The record is from RefSeq and is a predicted model, not a curated record. Gene Ontology annotation, cellular component: plasma membrane; cytoplasm; nucleus.
GGACUCUCCUUCAGACGCUGAGCCGCUGACGGGACUCGGGACCGUUGGAAUAUUUACUCCCCUGCUUUUCUCCCCUCUCUGCACGGGUGAAGUUGUUUAAGUCCCCGUUGUGAGUAAGUCUGGCUGCUGCGAUGGCGGACGGCUGUUUUCUGACCGCGCUGCAACCGAACUCCUCCUGUACCGCCUACGUGCUGCCCUCGGACGGGCAGUCCGCCGACCCGCUGGCCAAAGUCCGGAGGGUCCAAGAGCAGGUCCGCAUGCGACUGGCCGAGAGGAAAUCCUCCUCGCUGCCCAGGCUGAGCAACUCACAGUUUGGGCCAGCAACAGACUGCAUUCUCCCUGAAGUAAAAAGUUUUCCCCAGGCUCAUGGCUUCAGUUCCAGGUCCAUGAUAAGCACACCCACUCGUCCCAUGGCUGUAUCUGCAGUGUCGUCUCAGGCCUCUGGGAUGUCUGGCAGCUCUCAGGUCAGGCAUACAGAAAGCGCCUCCAUCCAGACCAGCUUCCACACCUCUCACAUCCAAAGUCGAAGCCAACGCUCCAAGUCCCUGUGCCAGGACGACCACAGAGCGCUACCUCUAGCCCGUCCGCUCCACCCAGAGUCUUCCUCUGUGCCCUUCAGCGUUCCUCCACCUGGAAGCUUGAGGCGGUCCCUGAGCGGGGUCCUGGCCCAGGAGAGAGGGCCCUGGCAGGAGGAGGAGCUGCCCUACCAGUACACCUAUAAAGGUCCAUCCCAUCGCAUCAUCAACAGAAUCACCAACAGACAGCAGUACUACCAGCAGCACAACUCUGCGUUGGGGCCGGAGGGCUGGCUGGGGAACGGCCGGGGCUUCACCAGUGCAGGGGACAGCCUGACAGGGCAGUGGCAGCAUCAUGCCUCCAGGACCAACCAGGCCACGGCCCAGUACGCCCAGCUGCACCGGGCCGCCUCGCUGCGCUCUCUGAGGAGCGUCGGCAAGGGAGCAGACAUCAUGGAUGCCGCCUCCAUACACAGCAACGAUCCUCUGGCAGAGAUGCAGAGCAUUGACAUGCCCACAGCUGUCAGAUAUCUUUCUGAAUCAAAUACUUCUCUGCAAGUUUUGGGAGCUGCUUAUAUACAACACCAAUGUUACCAUAGCAACGAUGCCAAGAAUCAGUUCCGUGCUUUGGGUGGUGUUCCGGCGCUGGUGCAGCUUUUCUCCAGUGACCAUUUAGAGGUGCAGCGCUAUGCUACAGCGGCUACACGAAAUCUUAUAUAUGAGAAUGCUGACAACAAGGCGGCCCUGAUAGAGGCAGGAGGACUGACGGCUCUGGUCAACAUCCUGAGCCAACACGACGAGGAGCUGUGGAAGACCAUCACAGGUGUCCUUUGGAAUCUGUCCUCCAGAGACAACCUGAAGGAUAGGCUGGCUGUGGAAGCGCUGCCACUUCUGACUGAGAAAAUUCUGGUUCCACUUUGCAAAAGCCUCCCUCUGAACCUGUCUGAGAGAGAGAUCUUCAACAAUACCACUGGCUGCCUCAGGAACUUGAGCUCAGUAAAUGAGAGAACGAGACGGAAGAUGAGAAGCAUGCAGGGUCUGGUGGACUCUCUGGUGUGCUACAUUCAGCUGGAAGAAAGAGGAGAUGAUAAGGGUUUGGAAAACUCCUUGUGUGUGAUGAGGAAUCUAUCGUACCAGCUGUACGUGGAGCUUCCUCCGUCAGUCCGCCUCCACCUGGAGGGCCCAUCCAGAGCUUCAGCCUCCAGAACUGAUGAGAUGAUUGGCUGCUUCACUGUGCAGAGCAAAAAGAACAAUGAGCUUCAACAUAGGAAUAUUCCAAGACUCUCACACCCCAAGGACUCUGAGUGGCUGUGGCACCCGAAGGGCGUGGCCCUCUACAAGCACGUCCUGCAGAACAGUGAAGGCAGCUCAGCUAUAGUGGAAGCUGCUGUUGGAGCCCUGCAGAACAUCACAUCUGGAGAAGGACGGUGGCCAGCGGUGCUGAGCGGCGUGGUGAGUGAGCAGGAAAGGAUGGUCCCCAUGCUGCUGGAUCUGCUGGACAGCAGCAGUGAGAUGCUCCUCAGGCCGCUGACUGGCCUCCUCAGGAACCUGACCAGGCACGCUGCAGACAAAGACCACAUGGCUAAGAUCAUGGUGAGCGCUCUGGUGUCCAGGCUGCCUGCUGACGGCCUGGAGAAGACCCCGUCCAGUGAGGUGGUGGUCAACAUGUGCGGGGCCCUGAACCAUCUGGUCACCUGCAGUUCUUUAGCUGCCCGAGAUAUCGCCUACUUCAACGGUCUUCCUAAGCUGAUGGGCAUAAAGACGUCACAUGAUAACAGCUCCGGGAGCCUCCGGGCUGCCAGGGCGGCCUCCACCGUGCUCUGCAACAUGUUCCAGUACAACAAGCUGCACAGAGAUUACAAACUGAGAGGAUUUACCCGACAGAACUUCGUUGAUUCCAACUUCUAGUGUCUGUUUCCUCCCAGCGUGAAUUCUGCAGUGAGGAGAAGGAGGCGAACGGACCAACCAGAACCAAACACAGGAGCUGUUAUUCCUCCGUUUGGAACCGUUUGACUGAUUAAUGCUUGUGUUGUGUUUUUAACAGUCACAUGCAGCUGGUUUAUUUUAGACUGAUUCUGACAUAACAUACGGUUUAUCCCUGACAGAAUAGAUUCAGACUUAAUGUUGUUAAAACAUACUGACUUCAGCGAUCUGUUAGUGUGUGAAUCAAUUUGCCCGUUUAACUGUUGGUGUUGCACACACACUUUAAACCUAAUUCUGAUUCACCUCAUUUCUUUUGAAUGUUUCUUAUUGUUGAGGCUACUGAAAACUUUACACAUUGUCACACUUCUCUUUGGAAGUUAACGUUCUGCUCAAGCUCCCAUCAGAGAAGAAGAAACCUGCUGGAUGCAGUAGUUUUUAAAAGGUUUAUCAAAACUAUUUAUGAAUAUUUUUGCCCCUUUUUGAGGAGUACAUUUUUGUCUUUUGUGAAGUAAGAUAAGAAAAGAUCUGCAGCUGGAUUUGGCAUAUAUGUAGGUAGAUAUGUUCAAAUUGGAGGGAAUUGCUCCAGAACUCUGAUGAUUUGUAUGUGUUGGACACUUUACUUGGUGUCUCUCAGUCCAUCCUACACGUUCUGUUUUUACCAGUUUGGGUGAAAACACACACACACACACACGCGCGCACGCACACACACACACACCCGCGCACACACACACACCCGCGCACACACACACACACACACAUGCUGUUUUUCUACAAAGCAGUUCAUGUAGUUUUUCAGAUCAGAAUUAAGUUGUGAGUUAUAGACACAAAUGUUCUUAUGUAAGAGAAAAUGUGCUUAAAGUGUAAAAUGCAGUAGUUAUGUGAUUCCAAAGCAAAGCUGUCUAAAACUUCAUAGUUGCACUAUUUCCUCAUAGCAGUGUGAAAAAUGAGGUAAGAGCCAAUGAGGUUCCUCCCUUUGGAUUCCCGUGUCAACGAGGAAUGCUGAGGAGACGUAACAUCCCGCCGAGCACUCAGUGCGUCAUGUCAUUUUCAGUCUAACCUCUGGGGGUCACUGUUUCAUUUAGUUUGGGAUUUAGCUCCUGAUGUCAAUGACCGUUAGAGGAUAUAAAUGAAUGACGUUUUUAAAGAAACAUAUUGAAGUUAACAGUCAUGGUUAGACCAGUGCUUGUCAAAGGUUUUAAUAAGAUUUUAAUAAGAUAAAGUUCCACCAAGUUGACAGAAUUUCCUAAACACAUCAGGACUUGGACUAUUUUCUGUUUUUUGCGUUUUGUAUUUACAAACAUGAUAAACUACAUGAUUGGUUCAUGGAGUCAGUGUACUUAUGCAUUCGGUUGUGUUGAAGUUUUACAGUUGAAAAGUGCAUUAACAGAGUAGAGGUUUCUAAUUCUGACCUCAAGAUCCAACAUGGCUGCCUUGUAUAAAACCUAAUAUCUGCAGUAAAAAGAAAUGUUUAUUUGUAUUAUGAUGCCCCAUUUUGUGAAUAUGUUGCUAAAGUUUGAAAGUAAAUCACAUAGAAAUGUUAGCUACCACUGUUAGUUACCGCUGUUAGUUACUAAUAAUACUGUUGCUCAGCAUUUUCAGAAACCUUGUUCCCAAGAAAGCCCUCGGCUCGUUGCUGGUAAGGAAAUCUACAAAGUAACAAUAACUGGGUUGGGUUUUGGACUCUGACAGUUGGUGCUUGUUAGCUCUACAUUACAGUUCAUGUGUUUGUAUUUACUACAUUUCCUCUGAGUCAAAUAGUACUGUCCUGUGGUGGGAUUAGAUUACAGGGACAACUGAUCAGUUCUGAUCAAUAAUUACAUUACAGACACCAAUAUAACAGUAAAAGUUCCUACUCCAGAUUAAGAACUAAAAAAUCCAUCCAAGAGCAGAAAGAAAAAAAAAAAACAGCUGCAGGCUCUGAUUUGGAAACAUUGAAAUGAGUCGCCACUCAUUUCUAUCAUGUGACUCAUAGUAAAAGCAAAAGCAAAUUUCACUUUAAGUAUUCAGUGUUUUUAGGUAGUUCUAACAUUAAACACGUUGAGGCCUCCAACUUCUAUGUAACUUUGUCACAUUUCAAACUGUUUGUGUUAUCACUAAUAAUUCAGCAAAGAAAUGCGUGUGAAUGUGUCGCUACAUGUACUAUGAGUGAGUGGUUUGUGUUCAAUAGAACUCUCUCUGUGCUGAAUAAACAAACUGAAAAGUAAAAAAGUACCUUUACAUAAUUGAAUUAUUAAUCCUGUUUGACAUCAUCUCACCUGAUAUGACUGUAGCUGAUGUCUGUCACCUGUUCAGCACUUCAGCUGUUCCUGUUAAACUGGUUUGAUCAUGUAGCAAUUUCCAAUGUAAUGAAACAGUAAAAAUAUUAUAAUUUUAAUAAAGGUUGAUGAAUUGUU